UGACAUGAUGAACUUCUCUAGCCUCGCUUUGCUGGUUUUUGCAGUCUGCGGUGCCUAUGGGGCCCAUGUGCCCUAUGCCCUAUGGCAGUUUGGGGAGAUGAUCCAGUGUGCCCAGCCUCAGGUCAACCCUUUCCUCUACAAUGAGUACGGCUGCUGGUGCGGCCUCGGGGGGUCCGGGCAACCCAAGGACGACAUUGACUUGUGCUGCCAGGUUCACGACCGUUGUUACGAGGCCAGCAGAAAGAUGCCAGAGUGCAUGCCCAUAAUUGACGUGCCCUACAUCAAGGUGUAUGACUUUACCUGUUCCAACCAACAGGUCAGCUGCCCAGCCUCUAAUGAUGCCUGCCAGGCUGCGGUGUGUGAGUGUGACCGUGUCGCUGCCCAUUGCUUUGCGAAGCAUGCCACUUCCUAUAACACUGACUACAAGAACCUUAAUGCCAAGGUGCACUGCGUUGACUGA
Alosa alosa (allis shad) is the source of this 460-nucleotide messenger RNA. RefSeq names its product phospholipase A2-like. Bases 5 to 460 code for a protein of 151 amino acids. Gene Ontology annotation, molecular function: phospholipid binding; calcium ion binding. The record is from RefSeq and is a predicted model, not a curated record. The transcript is spliced from 4 exons. Lineage: Eukaryota; Metazoa; Chordata; Actinopteri; Clupeiformes; Clupeidae. Gene Ontology annotation, biological process: phospholipid metabolic process; arachidonate secretion; lipid catabolic process.